Molecule: messenger RNA, 942 nt
Organism: Talaromyces proteolyticus
Lineage: Eukaryota; Fungi; Ascomycota; Eurotiomycetes; Eurotiales; Trichocomaceae
Exons: 4
Coding region: 1-942 (313 amino acids)
Source: RefSeq, a predicted model, not a curated record
AUGGCUCUUGCUGCAGUGUUAGAUCCCGUAACCAAAUCCUCAGCCGCGGUAUUCUACUACUCGCAGGUGAAGGACCGUUACAAUCUGGCGAUGCGAUUGUUCUCGCUGGUUGGCGGUAGUGACUCCAAGUACACCGACUUCAACACCUCGAAAAGCACCGCAACGGCAUCCUCCCACCUGGCUGCCGCGAAUUUUCUUGGAGCGAUGCGUGUCUACGGGGUGGCCACAAUCCCUAAAGUGGACACAGCACCCGGAGAUACAACAGAGGUGAUCACUCAAGUGAGUCCCGUUUUCAACCCGGUGGAUAAACCAUCAGAAAGUCGCGUGCAGGUGCCGGCUCGAGUGCCACUUGCUGUGUGUGAAGUCACCAAGGGUUCUGUCAGCACUGGCUAUAUGUCGUAUCUCAAAGAAAUUGACGGCCGUCUCCAAAUCGUAACCUAUACUAUAACAAGUUCUAGGAGCACUUCUCGCAUCACUGAUCGUGGGUUGCACGCACAAUCCAAGCUGGCUUCUUGUUCCAUUCUUCAGAAACCAUGCCUUUUCUACCAAGGCUCCGGAAAGGACGUGAACUUCUAUAACCUGACCGACGGCUCCACCACUACGGUGAAAAACACUGGCGGAAUGGCUUUGGGCUCGCAGCUUGCCGCGACUACCGUGGGAGAUGCCAUCUACGUAUACUUCCGUACUGACGACAACAAGCUGGUUCGGGUCCAGGGGUCGGGUCUCAAGUGGACUGGACAGCAGGAAGUGUCUAGCCAUGAAAUUAACGCCGACUCCAACAUCAGUCUAGUGGUUCAUGCAACUCCAGAGGGAGAGACUGACAUCCAUCAUUUUUUCUGGAGCGGCACGGAGCCCAUCCAUGAGUCAGUCACCAGUGAUGAGCAGGCUUUCUUGGACAUGAUGGAACAGGAUGACGAUGACAUAGUGGUAGUCGAGUACUGA